CACACGCCCUCCGCGCACGGUCCUCUUUCCGCUCUGCAGCUCGGCUGUCUGGCCACAAACCUAGGCCCGGAGGGCGCGAGCGAGCGGCGCGGACCACCACCCCACCACGGGAGCCCCGGUCUGCUCCAGUAGUCCCCUGGAGUCCGGUAUGGCAAACAGGUAGGGGACGCUGGUCGUGCAGGAGGGCAAGUGGUGUGGAACAUGCCUCCACCAGCCGGCGCUUCUGCCAUCAGAGGCCACACCCAUCUUGCCCAUGGCCUGCCCGGGCCCGUCGCUCUCCGGCGCCUUUGACAUUCUAAGGAGAGCAGACCAGAACAAGCUCCUGCGUCUUAAGCACAAGCUGAAGAGCCCGCGCGCAGGCUGGCGGGGGACGGACCUCCUGCACGCCAUGGUGCUCCUGACGCUGGGCCAGGAGACCGAAGCCAGGAUCUCCCUGGAGGGCCUGAAGGCAGAUGCGGCGGCCCGGCUUGUGGCCCGCCAGUGGGCUGGCAUGGACAGCAGCGCUGGGGCCACGGAGGAGCCCCCAGACGUGUCCUGGGCUGUGGCCCGGGUGUACCACCUGCUCGCUGAGGAGAAGCUGUGCCCGGCCCCGAUGCGGGAUAUGGCCUACCGGGCAGCCCUCCAGGCUUGCAGCUCCAGGGAUGACCCCCAGCUCAGGGAGCUCCAGGAGGAGGCCCGGGAACGGUGCGGGUGGGACAUCGUCAGGGACCCCGAGGGCUUCCAGCCCCUCCACUCUGCUCUGGGCUGCCUCCCGCCAUCCUCAGCAUCGCCCUCCGGGACCCGCAGCCUUCCUCAGCCUAUCGAGAACCCCUUGGACUGGAGCAGAGGCUGCUCCCUGAGAUCCACCGGCACCCCAGCCUCCCUGGCCAGCAACUUGGAGAUUAGCCAGUCGCCCACCAUGGCCCUCCUCAGCCAGCCCCGCGGCUCCCAUGGGCCGAGCAGGCUGCGUGAUGUGCCCCCGGUGCAUGAGCCUGUCCCCACAGGCUGCCAGGAGCCUGAGGAGAUGAGCUGGCCUAUGUCGGGGGAGAUGGCUGACACCCUGGUGCCACCCAAUAGCCCAGGUCCCAGGCUUCCUGAGGUUGUCUCAGAUGCAAGCCCUGCUGGCCCAUCCAGCCCCUCUGAAGCUCCAGACGCCAGCACCCACUACUCGGUGGAGUGUACAGAAGUGUCACCAGCCCCCAAAUCUCUCCCCUCACCCUCCAGAAACACCUGCCCCGUCAAGGACCAGAAGCCACUACAAAUUCCCGUAGAAGAUACCAUUUCCCCGACAGCCCAGCCAUGCCCACCACCGCCCUUGGCCUCAAAGACAUCCCCUUCCCACCCGCCUGUGUCAACUCCUUGGACAACUCAAGCGGCCUCCGUGAACCCGUGUUCCCCUCCUGAGUCAGAGUCAUCAGAGCAGAAAUUUUAUAACUUCGUGAUCUUGCACGCCAAGGCGGAUGAGCACAUUGCCCUGCGUGUCCGGGAUAAGUUCAAGGUCCUGGGUGUGCCCGACGGGGCCACCUUCUGUGAGGACUUCCAGGUGCCUGGGCGCGGCAGGCUGAGCUGCCUGCAGGACGCCAUCGAGCACUCGGCCUUCACCAUCCUGCUGCUCACUGCCAACUUCGACUGCUGUCUGAGCCUGCACGAGGUGAACCAGGCGCUGAUGAACAGCCUCACACGGCAUGGGUGGCAGGACUGCGUGGUCCCUUUCCUGCCCCUCGAGAGCUCCCUGGCGCAGCUCGGCCCUGACACAUCCAGGCUGCUCACCGGCCUGGUGUGGCUGGAUGAGCACUCUGAGAUCUUUGCCAGGAAGGUAGCCAGAACCUUCAAGCCCUGCAAGCUGCGGGCUCGCAGGGCCAACUGGAGGAGGGAACAGGACGCUCGGGCCCUGCGGGAACAGCGCCAACAGCUAGAGGGUGAGCGGCAGCAGGCAGCGGCAUUGAAUGCCGCAUACUCAACCUACCUCCAGACCUACGUGUCCUGGCAGACACAGAUGGAGCAGCUCCAGGUAGCUUUUGGGAACUGCAUGACAUUUGGGACUCAGUUGCCCUCUGGGGCUCAGGUGCCCUGUGAGGGCCAGGGGCCCCUGGGCGCCCAGCCACCCUUUCCUACCUGGCCCAGCCACCAGCCACCAGUCUUGCCUCCAUGGCUGGCCAGCACCCCCAGACCAGCCUUCCCGCAGCCUCCAACCUUCCCGCAGCCUCCAGCCUUCCCGCAGCCUCCAGCCUUCCCGCAGCCUCCAGCCUUCCCGCAGGCCUUGCCUGUGCCCCCUCAGAGCCCGGGGCUGCAGCCCCUCAUCAUCCACCACGCACAGAUGGUGCAGCUGGGGCUCAACAACCACAUGUGGAACCAAAGAGGGACGCAGACACCUGAGGACAAGACACAGGAAGCGGAAUGACCAAGUGAUGAAGCUUAUAACCUUGACCUUCAGACCCCCUUGGGCUGGACCUUGGAGAACCCUCAUCUCCAGGGGGUGCAGUGGAAGAUGGCGUCAUCUACUAUUUUCAAGACACUGCUGGGGAUGCCUUUACGUCUCAGGAAAUCGUGCAGAAUGGGCCCCAAUGACUUUCUAGCUCUUGUGAAGGCCAGAAUGAGAUGUGGUGUUUACAGACUUUCUGGAUGGUGGGGGUGGGGAAUGGGCUAUGGGAUAUUAGUACA
This is a messenger RNA of Pteronotus mesoamericanus, 2640 nucleotides long. It is a transcript of the gene TICAM1, whose product is annotated as TIR domain containing adaptor molecule 1. NCBI's taxonomy places the organism in Eukaryota, Metazoa, Chordata, Mammalia, Chiroptera, Mormoopidae. Bases 254 to 2380 code for a protein of 708 amino acids. The transcript has 2 exons. Gene Ontology annotation, molecular function: protein kinase binding. The record is from RefSeq and is a predicted model, not a curated record. Gene Ontology annotation, biological process: positive regulation of canonical NF-kappaB signal transduction; TRIF-dependent toll-like receptor signaling pathway; lipopolysaccharide-mediated signaling pathway.